AUGAAUUCUCCGGGAGGAAAAGGGAAAAAGAAGAAGCCGGCGACCCCAACGGCAGAUACAGGUCCCGAGCCCCCAGCUCGCUCGGAGACGUCGCUGCAUAAGCGGAACGUGUACGUGUUCUCGUACCCCGUGCUCGCCGCUUUCUCUCUACUUCGUUUCAUCGCCUUCCAGCUCGGCUUGCUGUUCGCCUGGUGCUGCGAGCGGCUCUCCCGCAGGGUUAUGGCAGACAAGAAGAACGCCGCGGCCCUCACCGCUGCUCAGGACAGGCCGGGCAAUGAGCCCGAGGUGGUGCGGGGCUUUCACCAGCAGGCCUUCCACUACAUCUCCAUGGCGCUGCGCAUCGAUGAGCAGGAGAAAGAUCAAAAGGAUAAAGCUGUGGAAUGGUACAAGAAAGGAAUUCAGGAGUUGGAGAAGGGAAUUGCAGUACCAGUCACAGGGCAAGGUGAACAAUAUGACAGAGCACGACGUCUACAAACUAAAAUGACAACAAAUCUACUAAUGGCAAAGGAUCGGUUACAGUUAUUGGCAAAGCUGCAAGCAGAUAUACAAGGUCAGAACAAGCAAAUGGAAGUGUGUAAUGACCAUACUAACCUGCCUUUACGCAAUGGACUUCUGAAGCCAGAAAGGGGUGCAGUUCCAAAAAAGAAAGAUGCAGUCUCCGUUGCAAGUAAUUCUCUUCCACGUGCAAAAGCCACAUCCAAAGCUGUAUCUCCAGUAGUUUCCCAUUCACCUAGGAUACCCAACAGUUCCAGUUCCUCCUCCUCACAUAGACCAGGCUCUCAAACAGCUAGCAGGGGUGCAGGAGUAAAAAGUACUAGACCAAAUAAGCCAACAACACCUACUACUGGACUCAGGAAAAAAGAUAUGAAGAAUUUAAAAAACGUAGAUAGCAACCUUGCAAAUCUUAUUUUGAAUGAAAUUGUAGACAGUGGCCCAUCUGUCAAGUUUGCGGACGUAGCUGGACAAGAUUUAGCAAAACAAGCAUUGCAAGAAAUGGUGAUACUCCCUUCUAUUCGCCCAGAACUUUUCACUGGCCUCAGAGCUCCUGCUCGAGGGUUAUUGCUGUUUGGCCCUCCUGGAAAUGGAAAGACUAUGCUGGCAAAAGCAGUGGCCGCUGAAUCAAAUGCAACUUUUUUUAAUAUAAGUGCAGCAAGUCUCACUUCAAAAUAUGUAGGAGAAGGGGAAAAAUUAGUGCGGGCACUUUUUUCGGUGGCAAGGGAACUCCAGCCAUCUAUUAUUUUUAUUGAUGAGGUUGAUAGCCUUUUAUGUGAAAGAAGAGAAGGAGAACAUGAUGCUAGCAGGCGAUUGAAAACAGAAUUUUUGAUUGAGUUUGAUGGAGUACAGUCUGGAGGGGAUGAUCGAGUCCUCGUCAUGGGGGCUACUAAUAGACCUCAAGAGCUGGAUGAAGCAGUUCUCAGACGAUUCACAAAAAGGGUUUAUGUCUCAUUGCCAAAUGAAGAGACAAGGCUUCUGCUUUUAAAAAACCUUUUAAGCAAGCAAGGGAACCCACUGACACAAAAAGAACUGACUCAGCUGGCCAGGCAGACUGAAGGAUACUCUGGCAGUGAUAUAACUGCACUGGCUAAAGAUGCUGCACUUGGACCUAUAAGAGAACUGAAACCAGAGCAAGUGAAAAAUAUGUCAGCCAGUGAGAUGCGUAAUAUAAAAUAUUCAGACUUCCUGACCUCAUUAAAGAAAAUAAAGUGCAGUGUUAGUUCUUCUACCCUGGAAUCAUACAUUCGGUGGAAUAAAGAAUUUGGUGACACCACAGUUUGA
Molecule: messenger RNA, 1776 nt
Organism: Staurois parvus
Lineage: Eukaryota; Metazoa; Chordata; Amphibia; Anura; Ranidae
Source: the annotation of a GenBank genome assembly